AAAAGGGGGUGCUGUGUGUACAAGUGUUGCUAUAAAGGAAAUAUGUUGACGCAAAAACUCUAUCCGGACGUGAACGGUAGCAUGUCGACGGGCGCCAACGUCUCCCCGAUGACCACCACCUAUUCGAUGAAUUCGAUGGCGAUGGCCCAAAUGAAUUGCUCGCCCCAUCAGACGCCCAUGUUCGGCUCGGGCAUGCUGAACGCCGGCAUGCCGUCGUCGAUGCCCGGCAUGAAUCGCCUGACGCCGCGCAUGAACGAUUCGAUGAACGACGCCGGCGCCCAAUUGGGCUACGGCGCCAUCGGUUCGCCCAUCGCCAACAUGAACGCCUGCAUGGGCGGCUCGAUGCCCGCCAUCAACACCUACAACACGUCGAUCGGUCGCGGCGAUCUGAACGGCGGCGACACGUCGCCCAACAGCGCCCUGCAAAGGGCUCGAGCCGAUAAGACCUACAGGCGAUCGUAUACGCACGCCAAGCCGCCCUAUUCCUACAUCUCGCUCAUAACGAUGGCGAUACAAAACAGCCCGCAGAAGAUGCUCACGUUGUCCGAAAUCUACCAGUUCAUCAUGGACUUGUUCCCGUUCUACAGGCAGAACCAGCAACGCUGGCAGAACUCCAUCAGGCAUUCGUUGUCGUUCAACGAUUGCUUCAUCAAAGUGCCGCGCACGCCCGACAAACCGGGCAAGGGUUCCUUCUGGAGUUUGCACCCCGAUUCGGGCAACAUGUUCGAGAACGGCUGCUACCUGCGUCGCCAGAAACGGUUUAAAGACGAGAAAAAGGAGCUGAUGCGCGCCGCUCAUCACAAGAGCCCCUCGCACAGCGUCGACAGCAGCAACAGCUCGGGCAAGAAGACGCCCGUCAUCCAGCACGUCGACGACAAGAACCACCAUCACAACAUGGACAAGGCGAACGACAACAACUUGAGCGCCAUGAUCAAUUUGCAUCCGUCGACGAAGCUCGACGUCGACCAGAUGAACCUGCUCAACGGUAACGCGAACGGGGAGUUGCACGCGAUGCACCAGCACCAGCACCAGCACCAGAACAUGUCGCACGAGGAGCUGUCGGCGAUGAUCAACCGGAGCCAUCAGCAUUUGGCGUUGGCCGGCGACCAUCACCAGUCGAUGUUGCAUCCGAUGAACCACCAUUUGAAGCAGGAGCCGAGCGGGGCCGGUUACACGCCGUCGAACCAUCCGUUUUCCAUAACGAGGCUGCUGCCGGCCGAGAGUAAGUCAGAUAUCAAAAUGUAUGCGGAUAUGCAGUAUGCUGGUUACAACACGUUGAGCCCGUUGCCGAAUUCGAUACAUUCGCACGGGGCGAUAGGGAAUGAUUAUUACAACAGCCCUUCGUUGUAUCACAGUUCGACGGGGACGACGUCCUUGUGACAGUACCCGUUGGCCUAAAGGUUCCUAUGGUACUCGAAUAUGUGAAUCUUUUUUUUUUAUUUUGUAUAGUAAUUUGUAUUGUAUGGUUGGGUGCAGCGUCUGGGGAUCGUUUGGAUAAUGUUUUGCAAGUAUCUAGAGGUAGGAUACUCUAUUUUAUCAUCUAAAAUAAUACAUGUAUAGGUUCACAAACCAUCUAAUUUCACACCUAAAAUACAGUGGUACCUAUACAUGAAAUGUACUGCUCCACAACAGUUCGCAAAUAUUGAGAUUAAUUUAAAAGUUGCAGGUUUUUUGAUCGCCAAAUUUACUAUCAGUGGUAGAGGUAGGGACAAAAAAUCCACUUAGAUAUGAGAGAAAACAUUUAGUUUCGCAUAUUUGAAAAUUUGGUGAUCAAAAAGUCUGUAACUUUUAAAAUAAUUGCAAAAUUUGCGAACUU
Phyllotreta striolata is the source of this 1816-nucleotide messenger RNA. NCBI's taxonomy places the organism in Eukaryota, Metazoa, Arthropoda, Insecta, Coleoptera, Chrysomelidae. The record is from the annotation of a GenBank genome assembly.